AUGGCUGCAACAGAAUCAUCGCUGGCCUAUCACGAGCCAUCCAUCACGACAAUCGCCAUCCUCUCCGUUUUCCUUCUACUACUCAAUACCAUAAACUACACUCUCGACAAGAUAGUGUACUGCGGCUUGAUCGGCCAAGUAUUCCUCGGCAUCGCCUGGGGAACCCCCGGGGCAAAAUGGCUCUCCAAAGAGAUGGAGCACUCGGUAGUGCAGCUAGGAUAUCUCGGCCUGAUCCUGAUCGUCUAUGAAGGAGGUCUCUCCACAUCUUUCAAAUCCCUCAAAGCCAACUUGCUACUCUCAAUCGGCGUCGCCGUCACCGGCAUCGCUGUCCCAAUGGGCCUCUCCUUCACCCUGAGCUCCCUCAUCGGCGCCUCACUACUACAGGCCUUCGCCGCCGGAGCAGCGCUCUGCUCGACUAGCCUAGGAACUACAUUCACUGUCCUAGGCACGAGCGGUCUCACAACAACCCGCAUGGGCGUUGUCUUGACCAGCGCCGCCAUGAUGGACGACGUCGUAGGCCUCAUCAUGGUCCAGGUCGUGUCGAACCUCGGGGGUGGCGGCAGCGGCGAUACUUUUAAUGCCGUGACUGUGGUCCGGCCGAUUCUCGUCUCUCUGGGUUUCGCGAUCGUCGUACCGGCGGCGUGUAAGCUCGUCGUGGAGCCGAUUACGCUACGUCUGAAUGCGCGACGGGAGAAGAAUCCUGGGUCGAAACUCGAUCAGCUUCUUCGCUUACGACAGACGGCUCUCGUCGUUCAUACGUGUUGGCUGUUUGGGCUCAUCGUAGGAGGGGCCUUUGCCGGGACUUCGACCUUGCUUGCGGCAUAUAUUGCGGGUGCUACCAUCAAUUGGUGGGACAGCGAAGUGCCUCAUCUUCCAUCCCGCAACAAGGGCAAGCAGAAGGCGAUCAGAGGUGAAUGCGCAGCUGCUCCGUCCGACCAGAAAGGUGUCGACGCGGAUACUUCAAGACAUCCGAAUUCCGAAAGCUCAGCUGCGGCCGUUCCGAGCUCUAACAGUGUUGAAACCAAUGUCUACAACUCUGGCAUUGAGAUCUACGAACAUCACUACAGCAAGGCUGUUGAGCGCGUCCUGAAACCGUUCUUCUUCGCCUCCAUCGGGUUCUCUGUACCAAUAACGAGAAUGUUCUCCGGCCCUAUUGCUUGGCGUGGACUCGUCUAUACCAUCUUAAUGAUGGCUGGCAAGCUGAUCUGCGGCGUCUGGCUGUUGUCUUUCGCCAGUCCGCUCCAGGCCGUGCAGCGGAUCGCCAAGAAGGUCUCUGGUGCGGGGAGAAAGCAGUCGAAGAAGUUAGCUCCCGGUACGCAAUGUGCGGGGACUGAAUCAGAUGCGGCGGCGAACAAAGAAGAGGAUCGGCCGCAACGGCAGCCGCAGCAGGAGCAAGAGCGGCAACACAGUCUGCAUGAAGUCCACACGGAAGACAUGCGUCUCAAUCAGAUCGAGCCGCGACAAGCCGGGAAUACUCCAAAGAAUGCUUCUCCGAAGCCGGAGAUGCCCGUAUCCGUUUACCCGGCAUGCAUCCUCGCCUUCGCAAUGGUCGCCCGUGGUGAGAUUGGCUACUUGAUAUCUGCAUUGGCCGAAAGUACAGGCAUCUUCAGCGGCGGAUCAGACGCACCCGAUCAGCCUUCGGAGAUGUUCUUGAUCGUGACGUGGGCGAUUACUCUCUGCACCAUCAUAGGACCAAUUUGCGUCGGUCUGCUGGUGAACCGGGUAAAGCGGCUUGAGUCACUCAGUGAGAAAGGGCCGACCGGAGGAAGACAGAAUGUUCUCGGCGCAUGGGGUGUCGAAUAG
This is a messenger RNA of Colletotrichum orchidophilum, 1803 nucleotides long. RefSeq names its product sodium/hydrogen exchanger family protein. Bases 1 to 1803 code for a protein of 600 amino acids. The record is from RefSeq and is a predicted model, not a curated record. Gene Ontology annotation, biological process: proton transmembrane transport. NCBI's taxonomy places the organism in Eukaryota, Fungi, Ascomycota, Sordariomycetes, Glomerellales, Glomerellaceae. Gene Ontology annotation, cellular component: membrane. Gene Ontology annotation, molecular function: antiporter activity. The transcript is spliced from 3 exons.